Messenger RNA from Balaenoptera acutorostrata (minke whale), 2619 nucleotides. Its product is annotated as protocadherin beta-8. The record is from RefSeq and is a predicted model, not a curated record. Bases 207 to 2606 code for a protein of 799 amino acids. NCBI's taxonomy places the organism in Eukaryota, Metazoa, Chordata, Mammalia, Artiodactyla, Balaenopteridae. Gene Ontology annotation, biological process: homophilic cell-cell adhesion. The transcript has a single exon. Gene Ontology annotation, molecular function: calcium ion binding. Gene Ontology annotation, cellular component: plasma membrane.
CCAUUAACAGGCAAAACUCAACAGCAGAGCCUGGAAGCCCACGGGAAGCUUGGAUGCCACAGAAGGAGGACUGGGUCCUCUGUAAAGGACUACUCACUGGAAUAUUUCUGAAGUACCUUGUGGAAUAACUACAGUCUCAGAAACGUACUGAGGCCUUUACAGCUCAGCGGAACCACCCUCGCCAGAGGCUAUACCGAGCAAGAACAAUGGAGGCCAGCAGGAAGCUCAUUUGCAGACAAAGGCAAGUCUUUUUCUUCUUUUUCUUCUUAGGCUUAGCUCAGGGGGGCUCUGAAUUUAGGCGUUAUUCUGUGGUGGAGGAAACUGAGGGGAGCUCUUCUGUAACCAAUUUAGCAAAAGACCUGGGUCUGGGGCAGGGGGAACUCUCCAGGCGGGGAGCUAGGGUCAUUUCCAAAGGAAACAAACUGUAUUUGCAGCUCGAUCAGGAGACUGGGGAUUUACUGCUAAAUGAGAAACUGGACCGUGAAGAACUGUGUGGUCAGACAGAGCCCUGUAUGCUGCGUUUCCAGGUGUUGCUAGAGAAUCCCUUAGAGUUUUUUCAAGCUGAGCUACAGGUAAUAGACAUAAAUGACCAUGCUCCGGUGUUCAUGGACAGAGAUAUGUUGCUAAAAAUAUCAGAAAGCAGUCCUCCUGGAACUAAGUUUCCUCUGAAGAACGCUCAGGACAUGGAUGUAGGCCGAAACAAUAUUGAAAACUAUAUAAUCAGUCCCAACUCCUAUUUUCGGGUCCUCACCCGCAAACGCAGCGAUGGCAGGAAAUAUCCGGAACUUGUGCUGGACAAACUGCUAGAUCGGGAGGAGGAACCUGAGCUCAGGUUAACCCUCACUGCUCAGGAUGGCGGUUCUCCACCCCGGUUUGGCACCGCUCAGGUCUACAUCGAAGUCGUGGACAUCAACGAUAAUGCCCCUGAAUUUGAGCCGCCUUUCUAUAGGGUGCAGAUCCCCGAGGACAGUCCCAUAGGCUACCUGAUUGUCAAAGUCUCUGCUACGGAUAUAGACAUAGGAGUCAAUAGAGAGAUUUCCUAUUCACUUUUCCAGGCUUCAGAAGAGAUUAGCAAAACCUUUGAGAUCAACGCCAUGACGGGAGAAAUUCGACUGAAAAAACAACUUGAUUUCGAAACAACUCAGUCUUAUGAGGUCAAUAUCGAGGCCAGAGAUACUGGAAGUCUUUCUGGGAAAUGCACCGUUCUGACUCAAGUCAUGGAUGUGAACGACAAUGCUCCAGAAGUCACCAUGUCUGCACUUACCAGGCAGAUCCCCGAGAACUCGCCUGAGACUGUGGUUGCAGUUUUCAGUGUUUCAGAUCUUGAUUCUGAAGAGAAUGGGAAAAUAAGUUGCUACAUUCAGGACGAUCUACCUUUUCUCCUUAAAUCUUCCAUGGAAAACUUUUAUACCCUAGUAACAGAGAGACCGCUAGACAGAGAGACCAGAGCAGAAUACAACGUCACCAUCACCGUCACAGAUAUGGGAACCCCCAGGCUGAAAACCGAGCACAGCAUAACCGUGCUGGUGUCCGACGUCAACGACAACGCCCCCGCCUUCACCCAGACCUCCUACACCCUGUCCGUCCGCGAGAACAACAGCCCCGCCCUGCACAUCGGCACCGUCCGCGCCACAGACAGAGACGCGGGAGCCAACGCCCAGGUCACCUACUCGCUGCUGCCGCCCCUCGACGCGCACGUGCCCCUGGCCUCCCUGGUGUCCAUCAACCCGGACAACGGCCACCUGUUCGCCCUGAGGUCCCUGGACUACGAGGCCCUGCGGGCGUUCGAGUUCCGCGUGGGCGCCGCCGACCGCGGCUCGCCCGCGCUCAGCAGCCAGGCGCUGGUGCGCGUGCUCGUGGCGGACGACAACGACAACGCGCCCUUCGUGCUGUACCCGCUGCAGAACGCCUCGGCGCCCUGCACCGAGCUGGUGCCCAGGGCGGCCGAGGCGGGCUACCUGGUGACCAAGGUGGUGGCGGUGGACGGCGACUCGGGCCAGAACGCCUGGCUGUCGUUCCAGCUGCUCAAGGCCACGGAGCCCGGGCUGUUCGGCGUGUGGGCGCACAACGGCGAGGUGCGCACGGCCCGGCUGCUGAGCGAGCGCGACGCGGCCAAGCACAGGCUGGUGGUGCUGGUCAAGGACAACGGCGAGCCGCCGCUGUCGGCCAGCGUCACGCUGCACGUGCUGCUGGUGGACGGCUUCUCGCAGCCCUACCUGCCGGCCCCGGAAGCGGAAGCGACGGACGCGGCGCCGGCCGACCCGCUCACCAUCUACCUGGUGGUCGCCUUGGCGUCGGUGUCGUCGCUCUUCCUCUUCUCGGUGCUGGUGUUCGUCGCGGUGCGGCUGUGCAGGAGGGGCGGGGCGGCCUCGGUGGGUCGCUGCUCGGUGCCCGAGGGCCCCUUUCCGGGCCACCUGGUGGACGUCAGCGGCACGGGGACCCUGUCCCAGAGCUACCAGUACGAGGUGUGUCUGAAAGGGGGCUCUGGGACCAGCGAGUUCAAGUUUCUGAAGCCAAUUGUGACCAAUUUUCAGGGCCAUUCCCCUGGCCCAGAUAUAGAAGAAACCCCCAACUUUAGGAAAGAUUUUGGUUUCAGUAUUCAGUGACAGUAAUUGUUUU